This is a messenger RNA of Plasmodium adleri (nom. inval.), 1827 nucleotides long. Its product is annotated as conserved protein, unknown function. The record is from RefSeq and is a predicted model, not a curated record. The transcript has 4 exons. NCBI's taxonomy places the organism in Eukaryota, Apicomplexa, Aconoidasida, Haemosporida, Plasmodiidae. Bases 1 to 1827 code for a protein of 608 amino acids.
AUGAAUGAAAAUGAUAAAUUAAAAAAUAUAUUAGAUCAAAAAGAAGAAACACUAAUAGAUACAAAAGAGGAAGAAAAUCUUAAAGAAAAUAAUAUAAAGGAAUAUGAAAAUAUAUCAAAAAAGAAUUUUGAAGUUCUUAAAUUUUUAAACAAAGAUGAACUGAUUUUAUUAAUUGAUAAACUAAAUAAAGAAGGAAACUUAAGUGCCAUCAUAGACCAAGAGAUAAAACAGGAUACAUUGGAUAUUCUUAAAAAUUUUGAAAAUGAACAAUAUGAUACAAUCGAGCUAGAGGAUAAGGAUGCGAAGGUUGAAAAUGAGGAGGAAGAAGAGGAGGAGUGUUACUAUAUGAAUAUGUGCAAAUAUAUUCCCUUAAGACUCACCUAUGAAGAAAGGUUAUAUUUACGAUUAUUAGAAAGUACAUUAGAAGUAAGUGAGUAUACUGAUAAAAUAGAUAUAUUGCAUAGUGGAAAUAAAAAUAAGAAGAUAAUAAAAGAGAUAAAAACUUUAUGUUCAAUUUUAUCUGGUUUAGUAAUAGCAAACAACUAUGAAAAUGGACAAAAACUAAUACGUGAUAGAGAUUUUAUAAAGAAUAGUCAUUUCUUUAGUUUUGUUUUUGAAAUAGGUAGGAGGUAUAAAAUAUUAAACCCUGAUAGGAUGAGGAGUAGUUAUGGAAAACUAAUGUACUUCUUAAUGGAUACAAGAAAAGAAGAGAUUUAUGACUUACUAUCUUUUGAUUGUGUAAAUCCUAUAAAAACUGUAUAUGGUUUAUUAAAAGAGAGAAAAAAUGGUUUUGAUCUUUUAAAAGAUAGUUUAAUAAAAAUAGCAACAAUGCAAAUAGAUGGGAAAGGGAAUCGAAAUGAAAUACAAAAACAAAUAAAACAAAAAGAAGAUGCUAUUAAAUAUUUAGCUAGAAAAUAUUCGAAUGAUAAAAAUAAUAAAAAAAAUUUAUUUCGUAUUAAUAUACCUAUUUUUAAUUCACAAACAAAUACUGAAGAAGAUACAAAUAAUUCAGAGGAAUUACCUUCUUUAAGUUCAGAAGAAAUUGAGAGAUGUUUAUAUAGUUUAUGUGAUUAUAAUACUCAUAUAAAAAUGUUUUGUGAACCAUGCGAAAUUAUGAUACAAUAUUUAAAAUCAUUCUAUGAUCCAAAUGAAAGAAAUUCUCCUUAUUCUCUGUCUAUAGAAACAGGAAAACAAGGAAGUCGAUUAACACAUUCACAUAGUAGACAAUAUAUGUAUGUUUUGCAAACAUUAUACUUGUGGAGAGAAAUAGGAGAACAUAUGUUCUUUUUAUGGACAUGUGCAGAAAGUGAUAUGCUAGAUUUAAAAAACCCUUAUCGAUUAAUUGACACAGGACAAGGAUUAAACCGUAUGCAAAGUGGUCAUACAGUCCUUGGUGUUAUGAGAAAAAUUCUUCAUAACGUUCAAAAGAAAGUAGGUGGUUGGGUUGGAUCGAGUAUGAUUCAUAUGGGCGACACAAAUAUUCCUAACACUUUUAUGUUCAUUGAUAAAUAUACUCAGGUACCGAGAAUACUCAAUCCAAUUGUUUUAUGUUUGCAAGGAAUUGAUGAGUUAUACGAAUCUACACCUGCAAUGAAAAAUUAUAUUAACACUGAAUUUAAUGGAGCUCAUAAUUUAAAGAUGAUGAUAACAUGUGAUUUUUUUCGUCACGGAUUUGAUGGUAGUGGAGGUGAUAAUUUUAAUGAGGCAGGAAGUUGCAUAGAUGGUCGACUAACAUCAGCUUGGAAUUGGUGUUCAAAAAUUGAGAAGAAAAAAUACUUUCCCAUAUUUUUAUUAACUGGUUUUGUGGGAUUUGAUGGUACAUUUUAG